UAAGUCGUGUUUGAGUCGUGCUACGGGUCGCACGUACGCUCUGUGUCGCUCCGCGUGUGUAUUGUUCUAUUUUUAAGUGAUUUGGAUUAUUAUGGUUCUGUGCUGUUGGGGGAAAAGAAGACAAAAGGUGACUACUAUUGUUAUGAAGUUCGGGGGUGAUUAAUUAAUUUGUGGUGUUGAUUGGAAUACACAUGUGGUACCAUUGUUAACAAGCAAUCAUAACCAGUGCUAAUUGAAUUAAGCAGCUUGCGGGUGCGCACUAAAAUCUGGAUUGAAAGAAGCAAAGUGUGGUGUUCAGGAGUAAAUUUUAAGAGUGUGUUUGUGUCCGAUGAAACUUAGGGCCAUGUCCCAAACGAAAAUCUCAACGAAGGAAUGAGUCCCAUCGCCGUCUUGGUCUUGGUCGCCGUUGCCGCUGUGCCGGUUCUUCGUAUGGCCAAUUUCCUCAACUGUUGAUGGAAACCGUACAUGUGUGCCGCAAAAGCAUGCCGAUGAUAUGGUGGUGUUCAAUCAGCCUGUGUAUGGCUAUUUGGUUUGAUUGGGAAUCAAAUGUGUGAGCUGCCAUUGAAUAGCUGACACAAUAUACAAGUUGUAGAAUAAUGGAGUGAACAUUGAUCGUGGAGUUUCAUUUUGCAAGCUUUAAGAACGGAAUAAAAAUUUAGAAGUUGUUUAUGAACUAUUAGUAGUGCUUCAACAUUAGCAGUUUUCGAAUCCUAAGUUGUAAGCAGUUUCGGUACACCCCUAAACACAAAUACAUCACGGAAACCAUCCAUCCCUGCCGCGUAUUCCGUCCACCUACCGUCCUGGUUCAACCGGUCCAUCGUCGUCGGGCAGCAUUCACUCACCAGCACCAACCAACCACAUCAGACCGACGACCGUGUGUGGAAGAAUAUCUCUAUACUGACUGGGGCGAAAUGAACUCCCUAAACUGAGCUGAGCUGCGCUGUGUUGGCCAGAAAUCGACGUAGUGAGGAGGCAAUCAUAACAAGAGAUCCACUCCGGUUCGGUCCACCGCCAGAGGAGGAAGAUAGUAGUUGGUGGCGAUCUCGCAUAUGGGCUGUUGCUAGAGUGCGGUGUAUCUGUGCGCGUAGAGCUUCUCGAGUGCGAAGAAGAGAAAUACCUUGAGGGUUCUAAACAGGCUGCCCAGCAAGAUCAUCCAGUCAGGUCCCGUCGCCACACAUCUGGAAGACUGGGCGAUGUACCUACUCGAGCCGUGUAUUGCGUGUUUCGAGGAAAUCGUGAUUGUUUUUAUAGUUUUUCCUCGGUUCCUUUCGUGCUUUGAGUUUUGACAAGUGGUAAGCUUCAAAACAUACAACCGGAGAAUUUUACGAUUCUGGUGAAAACGAAGAAAACGAAAAGAUUUAUUGUUGUGGAAGAAUAAGGUGAAAAUCGGGGUGAUUCUCGGACGGAGCCGAAGAUUAGAAGAUACAUAUAUGUGAAGAGUAAAUAGGUGAGGGAAAAGAUCAAGUUGUUUGUUGUCAUCGGGCUAGUUAACGUGAAUAGAGCGUUUCUCCAGUGCCGGGUAGUCCGAGGCUGAGAAUGACGAGAUGGCCUACGGGCCGAAGAUUUCGCGAUUGUCGCGAGCAGCUGAAUGCAGCCACAGUUGUCACAACAGGAGACUUCCGGUAGUCACAUUCGGUGGCCGGUUUUAUUGGAAUGUAGUGCUGAUAUUGGUGCUGUUCGGAGGAUCGUUGCUGUCUACAUCAGGUUUCGCCAGUGCCUUCACCAACCAAUUACUCUACACUACGUACAUCGACAUUCGGCUGGCGAAUGUCACCAUCCAACAGAACACCACCUGUUCGGUGGAGGUUCUGGUCAAGGAUCUCAACGAGGCGUCCGCGAUGGACUUCUACUACGAUCGGGGGCUGGUGUGCUUCACCGAGCACAACUCCGAGACGAUCCAGUGUGCUCAGAUGCGCGGGGACGGGGCACUGCAGCCCACCGUCAACAAAACAGCUGUGAUAACCCACGGGCUGGACAAGCCCGAGGGUCUAGCGAUAGAUUGGUAUACCGAUAAGCUCUACUGGACGGACGGCGAGACGAACCGCAUCGAGGUCGCCACGCUCAACGGCCGGUUCCAGAAGGUGCUGAUCUGGAGCGAUCUCGAUCAGCCACGUGCCAUAGCUCUAGUACCUGCCAGGCGGUUCAUGAUCUGGACCGAUUGGGGCGAGAGUCCAAAGAUAGAACGCGCCAGCAUGGAUGGCGAUCCGCAGUCGAGGGUGGUGCUGGUGCACGACCGGAUAUUCUGGCCGAACGGGUUGGCCGUUGAUCUGGAAAAUGAACUGAUCUACUGGGUUGAUGGAAAUCUGCACUUCUUGGAUGUGAUGAACCUGGAUGGUAGCAACCGAAGAACCCUCGUCAAUAACCUUGACUAUCCUUACAGUUUAACCUUCGCACCCAACUACCUCUUCUGGACUGAUUGGCAAGACGGUACUCUGCACUAUUACAAUAUUGCCAACGAAAAGCACGAAGAAAUUCUGGAUAGUCCGGUCGUCCCAAUUACCGUCCACGCAUGGGACUCCCGUCUUCAGCCGGCAGCUGACAACCCCUGUCGCAAAAACAACGGAGAUUGUUCUCAUUUGUGUCUGCUGUCAACCAACAUGGCGGGAUAUAGCUGCGCUUGUCCAACAGGGGUUAAACUACUCACCAGAUCGCAAUGCGCUGACGGUCCCCAAGAUAUGUUGUUUCUGGUUCAACGAACGCAAAUUAGUCGAAUAUCGCUGGAUUCGCCGGACUAUACCAGCAUCCAGCUGCAGCUGGGUAAGGUACGGUACGCGAUCGCCAUAGAUUACGAUCCGGUGGACAACUACAUUUACUGGUCGGAUGAAGGAUCGAAUGCGAUCAAGAAGGUUCGACCUGAUGGAACCGGCAUGGUUGAGGUCGUCAACACAGAGAUUCAGAGUCCUGAUGGAUUGGCUGUAGAUUGGUUGGCGCGAAAUUUGUACUGGACCGAUACGGGGACUGAUCGAAUUCAGGUUUGCCGUUUGGAUGGGUCGUUCAGGAGGGUGCUAAUCUACGAACAUUUGGAAGAGCCUAGGGCGAUCGCGUUAGCGCCAACGCUGGGUUGGAUGUUCUGGAGUGAUUGGAGCGAGAAAGAUCCGAAGAUUGAGAGGGCUUCUCUGGAUGGAACGGAACGAGUGUUGAUCGUUCAGCAGAAUUUGGGUUGGCCGAAUGGGAUCGCGUUGGAUGUUGAGGCGAGAAAGAUCUAUUGGUGUGACGCGAAGCUGGACAGGAUCGAGGUUGCCAAUAUGGACGGAUCAGGGAGGAACAUUAUCCUGUCGGAUAAUCUACCGCAUGCGUUUGGAUUGAGUCUUCUGGGUGACUAUCUAUAUUGGACUGAUUGGCAGAGGAGGUCUAUCGAGCGGGCGAAUAAGUUGAAUGGCAAUGAUCGUACGGUGAUUGUAGAAGCUUUUCCCGAUCUGAUGGGUCUGAAGGUAGCGAAAUUGAGUGAGGCGAAGGGCAACAAUCCUUGUGCGAUUCGCAAUGGAGGAUGUUCCCAGUUGUGUCUGAACCGACCAAGGGAUUAUGUCUGUAGAUGUCAGAUAGAUUACGAGCUGGAUCGUGACAAUAGGACUUGCUUUAUACCUUCGGCCUUUCUGUUGUUUUCAAGACAUGACACAGGAAGUAUCGGAAGAAUUUCAAUUGACAGUCAUAACCAUACGGAUUAUGCUCCCUUUCGGAGCGUUAUCGAUGCUCAUUAUCUGGACGUAGACAUAGCCGAUCGAAGAAUUUACUGGGCUAGUCAAAAACAGAAACAUAUUUCCCGAGCGUAUAUCAACGGUUCGAACGUGGAGAAGAUAGUCGAGUCAGGGUUAAUUCAACCGGAAGGAAUUGCUGUAGAUUGGUUAGCCCAUAACAUCUACUGGACGGAUGCGGAAGCUCGUCGAAUCGAAGUGGCUAGGCUUGACGGAAGCAGCCGUCGGAUUUUGAUCUGGAAGGGUAUCGAAGAACCGAGGAAUCUAAUUCUGGAACCACGACGAGGGUUAAUGUAUUGGGCGGAGUGGCCAUCGGACUCAAUACGACGAGCAGUGAUGGAUGGUAGUGAGUUAAAAACUAUCAUUUCUGGAGCGAAUCUUGCAACUGGAUUGACACUAGACCCAGACACCCGUCGACUGUAUUGGGCUUGCCAAAGUUCUCCGAUUGCCAUUGAGUCUGCCGAGUGGGACGGCACCAAACGCAAAGUUCUUGUAACGGCAGACUCCGACAAUCCGUUCGUUCCCCAUGCGGUCACCUUGUAUAAAGACUACGUCUACUGGAGCGACUGGAAUACGGGAGAGAUUGAACGUGCCAAUAAGACAACUGGCUUCAACAGAACUAUCGUCCACACGAACCUGAAGUACACAAACUCACUACUGGCGUUCCAUCCGUUCCGUCAGUCCGGAUCAAAUCAAUGCCGUACGAAUAAUGGAGGUUGCUCGCACCUGUGCUUGGCGCUGGGUCAACGAAAGAUGACUUGCGCUUGUCCAACGCACUACACGUUAACAGCGAAUCGCGUAUCCUGCAGUCCUCCGAAAAACUACAUCAUCUUCAGCCAACGUAACUCUUUCGGAAGAUUCAUGCCCAAUACAACGGAUUCGCCGGAUGUGCCGCUGCCGGUUACUGGAAAGAAUAUCCGAGCUGUGGAGUACGACGUCGUGACGCGAUACGUUUACUGGAUUGACGGACGAGGCCCAAUAAUUAGGCGAGCAUUCGACAAUGGCACCAGUGCGAAGGUGUUUAUCGAUCCGGCUUCAUCCCCGUUCGAUAUGGUUAUCGACCCGAUAGGGCGGCUUCUGUUCUGGAGUUGUUCGCACACCAACAGCAUUAACAUUACCACUUUGGAUGGUGAAAUCGAUCGCAUGGGCAACGUGGACAUCGGAAACUCAGAGAAACCACGCAGUUUGGCUUUGCACCCGACCAAGCGGCUGCUAUUUUGGACCGAUGUCGGCACUGCGCAGGCUAUCAUUAGGGCCAAACUGGAUGGGACUCAACGGAGGGAGCUUGUAACUCACUUGGAAGGUAUUACUGCAUUGGCUUUGGAUCCGCUUUCAAAUCGACUGUUCUAUGCCCACGGCAAGCGGAUCGACAUGAUGGACAUUGACGGCAAGGAGAUAAAACCAUUGGUAACAGAGCACAUCAGUCUUGUGUCGUCAAUCGCUGCCCUGAAUGGAUACAUCUACUGGUUGGAUGAACGCCCUGGGAUGGAACGAAUUUCCGUGCUCGGUGAAAACCGCCGUACGGAGAUUCAGAAGAUUUCCCACAUUACCGAUAUCGUGGCCGUGUGGACGCCGGAGCCACGAUUGCUCCGAAACCAUACGUGUAACUCGGCACGGGCCAAGUGUAGUCAUAUCUGCAUCGGAGCACCCGAUGAUGCUAAGGGAGAGGAUUUUUGCGGAUGUCCUCAGGGAUUGAUGUUGAUGAAGGAUCGUCGGAGUUGCGGGGCGCUGCCCGUUUGUGGACCUGAUCAUUUUACCUGUGCGGCGUCGUUUUCCAGCAACGGACUAGACGGGGACAACAACAAGGAUUGUAUUCCAGUAUCGUGGCGAUGCGAUGGACAGAAGGACUGUCCCGAUAGGUCCGAUGAAUUGGACUGUCCAGCUUGUGGGGCAGAUCAGUUCAAAUGCCAAUCAGGGGAGUGCAUUGAUAAACAUCUGGUUUGUGAUGGGACUACACAGUGCUUGGAUGGAUAUGAUGAGGCGGUCUGCUGCAAAAAUCCAGAGGAUUUCCAGUGUCCAACUAGUAAGGUCUGUAUUUCGUACCACAAUGUUUGCGAUGGAGAUGAACACUGCGCUAAUGGAGAAGAUGAAGCUCCGGAGAUUUGUGCUGAGUACAAUAACAGGAGGAUGGCGCCAAGUGGAAGCAAGAUCACAAUGCUAAUAGUGGUGGUCAUAGCCGUUGCUGUAGUCUUCAUAGUAGUCUACCUUCUGCAGACAUGUAGAUCUCGCUUUGGCGCGGGGUCUUCGGAACCGAAGGAAGAUCAAGCAGCAGCUCCUUUAUCUCCUGGGGGGCUCAACAAGAAUAUCCGGGUGUCUAAGUUGACAUCGGUAGCAGAUGCUGUCCGGAUGUCUACACUCAAUAGUCGCAACAGUGCCAAUAGCUACGAUCGGAACCACAUAACUGGGGCUUCCAGUUCAACAACUAAUGGAAGUAGCCUCAUUGGAUAUCCUCUCAAUCCUCCCCCAUCGCCGGCUACUACUGCGGGUUCUGCUCGGUACUCCUCCAACUAUCACCCAUACAAGCACUACAAGAUCAUUAACCAACCUCCGCCACCGACGCCCUGUUCGACGGACGUUUGCGACGAAAGCGAUUCCAAUUACACGAGCAAAAGUGCCCGAAGUAGGGAUCGCAUCGGCAUGGGCGGCGGAGGCAGCCUUGGAGGAGGCGGAACUAGCAGCAGUAGUGGCCGCGGUGGCAAAUACAAAAAUAACAGCAAUAGCGAUCGGUACGAUUCGGAACCGUACCCACCGCCGCCGACACCUCGGUCGCACUACCACAGCGACGUUGGGGGAAUGCUCCCGGAAAGCUGCCCUCCUUCGCCGAGCUCGCGAAGCUCGACGUACUUCUCACCGCUACCUCCACCGCCUUCGCCGGUGCCAUCACCCUCGAGAGGAUACUCGUAGCGGUAAGCUGGGCGCCGAGGUUAGAUUUCUGACUUGUUUUGUCGUAGCAGAAAUGUAGGAAAUAAUUUAUCGAAAUAAGAAUAGUUAUUAUGUAAAUAUUUAUUUACUCAUGCCACACUGUUGUAAAGCACAACAGUAGCAAUAUUAGGGUAAACUACCCCUCCCCAAAAUUGCAGUGUGGAUUGCCUACAUUUUUCUAGGCAGCUAACCUGCAUGACUUCCUGUUUGAGAAUGUUGUCUUCCAACGAAAUUCAUUGUCCUUAUUCGAAACCAUUCGAAUGACAACAACAAGUGCCUAUUAGAUAUAAAUUUACAAAAUUGAAUUCCUUCCAAAGUUCAUCAAUUUUUCGACGGUUGUUUUAAUCAUUUGUGAAUAUGUCUACCUAAGUCAAUUUUACUGAAAAUAUGAUUUCAUUAUGACUAACUAUUUGUACAUCUUGUGUAAUUUGUCGUUUAUGUCCGAUACAAUUAAAAGCGCAUUUUCACAAAGCCUCAUUCUCAUUCAAAUGUACAAGAAUAGUAUGGUAAAAAAUAAACCCUCGCAUUUAAAUUUCAUUGGAUUUUAGUACACGCGUAAUCCAAACUCGUCAUCCAAAACAUUAUUUUAACUUAACUCAAUCUCCUCUGUUUUGUAUAAACACAGCCAUACAAAAUAGUCUGUAGACAACCUAUCCACGAUGAGAAAAUGUGCUUAGAAGACUGACUUAAGAACUGCACCUAUGUAUCGUUCAUGUAAAAAAAGCUAACUAACGAAGGCAGCGAAUAUCUUUAUACAAUUUCAAAAUGUCAAUGAUUAGGAAGCACAUUUAUUGAAAUCUUUAGAUAGGACAUGCGUAAAUUAUAUAGCUUUACCUAUUUGUAGUUGAUAGCCAUGUUUGCCUCCUGACUGCAAACUAAUAGAAUGCCUCUUAUAAGCGAGCUUACAAUAUUCGAUGAAAAAAUUAACUGUUGAAGAGAAUAGGAAACUUGUUUAGAAGCAAUGAAAAUGAAUAUAAAAGAGAAUUAUAGUUUUUAAAAUUGUUGUACAAAAAUAUACAGAAAAUGAUUUAUUAA
This is a messenger RNA of Armigeres subalbatus, 7649 nucleotides long. RefSeq names its product low-density lipoprotein receptor-related protein 6 (gene arr). Gene Ontology annotation, molecular function: Wnt receptor activity; Wnt-protein binding. Bases 1545 to 6596 code for a protein of 1683 amino acids. The transcript has 6 exons. The record is from RefSeq and is a predicted model, not a curated record. Gene Ontology annotation, biological process: canonical Wnt signaling pathway. Lineage: Eukaryota; Metazoa; Arthropoda; Insecta; Diptera; Culicidae.